AUGGAGGGUGACGACUCCGAGGAGGAUUCCGAUGAAGAUGAAGAUGACGACGAUGAAGAUGACGACGACGAUGAUGAUGAUGACGAGGAUGACGAUGAGUCCCUCGAGGGCAUCGAGAACAAGUCUCCGAAGGACGCGAAGGACCUCUUCAGCGACGAGGACGAGGAGGACGAGGAGGACGAGUUUGCGGAGCUCGGGGACGACUCCGACGAGGACGACGACGGCCCCUUGGAGCAGGAUUUCUCCGGCGACGAGAAGGAAGACGCGCGCCGGAAGCGCGAGGCGGAGGAUGCCGCCGCGGAGCAGGUGCUCAACAUCGAGGACGAGGACGUGUACGAGCUCUCCGGCGACGAGGACGACCCGGACGCGCCGCCGGAUCUGCAGCACGUCCAGGCCAGGAUCCAGGAGGUUGUCAGGGUGCUCCAGGACUUCAAAUCCAGGCGCGAACCCGGGCGCAGCCGCGGGGAGUACGUCGAGAGGCUCGUCGCCGACCUCGCGACGUACUACGGCUACAACACGUUCCUGAUCCAAUACUUCCUGGACACCUUCUCCGUCGCGGAGACCAUGGAGCUCCUGGAGGCGAACGAGACGCAGAGACCCGUGACGCUGCGUACUAACACGCUGAAGUGCCGCCGCCGCGAGCUCGCCGCGUCGCUCAUCAAUCGCGGCGUGAACCUGGAUCCCAUCGGCAAGUGGUCCAAGGUUGGCCUCCUCGUGUACGACUCCCGCGUUCCAAUUGGCGCGACGCCAGAGUACAUGGCCGGUCAUUACAUGCUCCAGUCCGCAUCUUCGUUCCUCCCGUGCAUGGCACUCGCGCCGCAGGACGGCGAGCGCGUCCUCGAUGUCGCAGCGGCGCCAGGAGGUAAGACAACCUACCUCGCCGCGUUGAUGCGAAACACGGGGAUGAUCUUCGCGAAUGAGUUUCAGAAGAAGCGACUCUCCUCGCUCGUCGCCAAUCUCCAGCGCAUGGGUUGCACCAACGCGACGGUGUGCAACUACGACGGCAGACAGCUUCCCAAGGUGCUGGGUCACGUGGACAGGGUUUUGCUUGACGCGCCAUGCUCGGGCACCGGCGUCAUCGCAAAGGACAGCUCCGUCAAGGUUAGCAAGAGCGAGGCUGACAUCAACAAGUGCGCACACCUACAGAAGGAGUUGCUCGUCGCGGCUAUUGACUGCUGCGACGCCAACUCAAAGACCGGCGGGUACGUCGUCUACUCCACGUGCUCGAUCACCGUCGAGGAGAACGAGGCGGUGCUCGACUACAUCCUUAAAAAACGCGACGUCAAACUCGUCCCGACCGGCCUGGAGUUUGGCCGACCGGGUUUCACCUCCUACCGCGGCAAGAACUUCCACCCCAGCGUGGAAAAGUCCAGGCGGUUCUACCCGCACGUGCACAACAUGGACGGGUUCUUCGUGGCCAAGAUUAAGAAACUCUCCAACAAGCUCGGGCCCGCGGGUGCUGAAGAUGGCGCCGCCGCCAACGGCUUUGGCAAGGCGACCGGCGACAGAUCCGAUUCUGAGGAGGGAUACGAGCAGGUGAGCGGCAGCGAUGACGAGGGAGGGGAGGGCGGCUACGGCUACGGCGUUGGCGUCGGCGUGGAUGACGAGGUGCCGGAGAAGAAGCCCGCGGGUAAGAAGAAGAACGCGCGCGCGAGGAUGCUGGAGGAGCUCAAGGCCGAGCUCGAGGCCGAGAAGAAGGCAAAAGAGGAGAAGCGGGGCAAGGAGAAGGAGAAGAAGGAGAAGCCCGCGAAAGAGAAGAAAGCGAAAGCCAAGAAAUAG
Micromonas commoda is the source of this 1779-nucleotide messenger RNA. RefSeq lists its product with no specific name. Gene Ontology annotation, molecular function: RNA binding; rRNA (cytosine-C5-)-methyltransferase activity. Lineage: Eukaryota; Viridiplantae; Chlorophyta; Mamiellophyceae; Mamiellales; Mamiellaceae. Gene Ontology annotation, biological process: rRNA base methylation; maturation of LSU-rRNA. The record is from RefSeq and is a predicted model, not a curated record. Gene Ontology annotation, cellular component: nucleolus. The transcript has 2 exons. Bases 1 to 1779 code for a protein of 592 amino acids.